Schizophyllum commune H4-8 is the source of this 1070-nucleotide messenger RNA. RefSeq lists its product as uncharacterized. The transcript has 5 exons. Bases 424 to 825 code for a protein of 133 amino acids. Lineage: Eukaryota; Fungi; Basidiomycota; Agaricomycetes; Agaricales; Schizophyllaceae. The record is from RefSeq and is a predicted model, not a curated record.
CCUACCCUCAUCCCGCUAGUCCAUGUUCGCUCUCUGACAUGUGCUUCUGCAAAAUAUCCGCACCCGCCAGUGCAAUUGCUCCCUUAGGAUGUAGCCGGCUGAGCAAUAGCGCAUCGCGAAGCAGCAGAAGGGUUCGAAGUAGAGAGCGACGGCGGAGUUCCUUCCGCUGACUGUUCUACCCCUUCGUUUCAUGCAUACAUCAACAAAACAACUCUGCACAGCAUUUCGGCGGGCCCACUAUAUAAGAGAAGCGUCCAUCGCCGGAUAACUCACUCCUCAACCCUUCCCCCCAUAGGCAUCGAUAAGGACGACGGACGACUUCGACGGGGCGGCGACAUCGACCAGCAAGUAUGGAAUGCGAGCGGACGCAGACCCCGCCGCGUCGAGUGCGUCGUGUUCCCACUCAUAGGGUUAAAGGGCACGAUGGGCGUCGAGCGGGAUCAUCUGCGUCGGGUGCCCCCUGCGCCAGUCCCCGCCCUCAACAGGCUGGUGGGACGCUGUCUCGUACUUCCCCUCCGUCUCCAGCAACACCUCCAGGUCGCCAUCGCCAUCGCCGCCGCCAAAUGGCUUCGACAGCGAGCAUGGCAUGCGAGCGGGCGCGGACUCUUGCCUCCUCGGGUCCGCGCUGUCGAGCGCGUGCAUGCACGGGCGACGCGCGGCACCUCCGACACCCCCGACUCUGGGCGCUUUGGGCGUUGGUCAGCGCAUACGCCGCGACUUGACCCCGCCCCAAUGACGGCCUUCAAGGCCAGCCUCUUCGCCGUCAUUAUCUUUAUCUCCGCCGUCGGUUCGCCCGUCUUCGCUCACCGGUCCUCCUCGGUGUGACGGCUCAGUCGGGAGCCCUUGUGCGUUCGAAUCGCAGUCAUGUCUUCUACGUCGCGUCUCGCUCCUUCCUAUAUACGUAUUCUUCCCGAUAUGAUGGCUCUAUUGGGGUUGGAAGUCGCAGCAGCGCCUUCGAGAGGCGGUCUCGCGGUCUCGUCCCCUCUUCGUACUGUAGGAUUUGAGCUCUAUUAUGAUGAUGUUGAUUGUAUGCUACCAUUUCAUGCGGUACAACGAAGAAUAUCUGUGUG